AAGAUAAAACAAGAUUUUUGGUAGUCAGUGAAAAUGUCACUUUAUGCAACUUCUUAUCGCAUUGAUGAGCUAGUUUCAUUUCUGUCUGAUCCAGAAAUAGUCAGCAAUGUCCAGCAGCUCCGUUUUGUUAUGAGAAAGGUUUUGCUCCUGCUGACGCCGGGUGCAGAUCUCACUGUUUUGUUCCCGCACAUGGUCAAGAUUUUAGCUCACAAUGACUUAAUCAUCAAGAAGUCUGCAUGUUUCUACAUCACAGUACAAGCAAAUGCCAAUCCUGACCUCUCCCUUUUGGCAGUGAACACGUUGGUUAAGGAUUGUGCUGACUCCAAUCCAUAUAUUCGUGGACUUGCUCUAAAGACCUUAUGUUCCAUACAGCACCUUGCCCUCACUGAUUACGUAGCGAAGGCUUUAUUAAGCGGAUUGAAAGAUCGCAGUGCUUAUGUAAGGCGAGUUGCUGUGACGGGCUGCGGGAAAAUUUCGGUUACAAGUCACGAGUUUAUAGAAGGAAACGGUGUUGUUGAUUUAUUAUAUGGAAUGUUAAGAGACACUGAUCCUAUUGUUGUGAUAAACUGUAUGCAUACUUUAGAUGAGAUUCUAAAAGACGAAGGUGGCAUUGUCAUCAAUAAAAACAUCACAUACUAUUUAUUGAAUAAACUCUCCAUGUUCACUGAAUGGGGUGUAGUGACGAUCUUUGAGAAACUUCUCAAAUACAAACCAAAGAAAGAUGAGGAAACAUAUGACAUUCUCAAUAUAUUGGAUCCGUAUCUGAAACACAAUAACAGUGCCAUUUUGACCAGUGCAAUCAAACUUUUCCUGCACCUCGUCCACGACCUGCCUCAAUUAAAAGGCGAGGUUUUCAACCGUGCACAACAUGCCCUCAUUCAUUCAUUGUCUUCAGGAAAUCCUGAACUGGCAUUUAUGAUAGUAGAUUUCGUUGAGGAAGUCCUAAGUGACAACCAGGACUUGUUUGCUGCAAAAGCCCAGUCUUUCUUCUGCAAGUAUAACGAACCAUUGUAUGUUAAACUGAAGAAGAUAACAUUGUUGCCCAAACUGAUAUCGGAAUCGAAUAUCGGUGAUGUAAUUGAGGAACUCUCGAUGCACUGCUCCGAUGUCUCACCGGAAAUCUCGAAAGUUGCGAUCAAAUCUCUCAGUGAUAUUGCCUUGAAAUAUCCACAAUAUUAUGCGCUAUGUCUAAAGCGCCUGCUCUUGCUCUUGGACUUACAAAUAGACUAUGUCACAUCUAAUGUUCUUGGUGUUUUGCAGUCUUUUGAUUUCCAGUCUGAACCUGAAUUGGCAAAAGCUGUCAUGGAAUCAAUCGCAAAGUGUUCUGAUUAUGUUGACGACAGUGAGGGCAAAAGCUCCCUCAUCUAUUUGUUAGGUGAAUAUGGUGAGUUCCUAGAGGACAGCCCGUACAUUCUCGAGGAGUUUGUGGACACAAUUAGUGAGGAGACGAGUCAUAAUGUGAAGUACUAUCUCCUCAGCUCCCUCAUGAAGCUUUUCUUUAAACGUCCUGCGGAAUGCCAGGAUAUUCUUGGUAGGGUUUUAGAGCAUUGUGCUAGUGAUGAUAACCUUGAUGUUAGUGAUAGAGCCAAGUUGUACUAUUCUAUGCUACAACAUGACGUUAAAGAAGCACAGCGGGUUGUAAUGGGGGAGGUUUAAACAUGUUAAAGGGAGACGGGGUAGGGGCCAUGUGGGCCAGAAAUGCCCCCCUUAUGAAAUAUUUCUGUUUUAGCUUCAUGAUACAUUUGCUGCAGUCCUUUGACAAAGACAAAGAAAUUCAGUUAUUUAUAGAUGUCAUUAUGUAGUUGGUGAAAUGUGCCAAACAUUGUGCUAUAUUCCAUUGUUGUAAAAUAAAUAUUGUCUGUUCAUCCAAAUGAUUCCAGAGUUUAUUUUUGAGCCAUGA
Messenger RNA from Lineus longissimus, 1900 nucleotides. RefSeq names its product AP-4 complex subunit beta-1-like. The coding region runs from base 34 to 1656 and encodes 540 amino acids. The transcript has 2 exons. Lineage: Eukaryota; Metazoa; Nemertea; Pilidiophora; Heteronemertea; Lineidae. Gene Ontology annotation, cellular component: membrane coat. The record is from RefSeq and is a predicted model, not a curated record. Gene Ontology annotation, molecular function: clathrin binding. Gene Ontology annotation, biological process: intracellular protein transport; vesicle-mediated transport.